CGGGGCCGGGGCCGGGACGGAGGGCGGCUCCCGGUGAGUCACGGCGCACCCGCCGCCCCCUCGGGCCGCCCCCUCGGGCCGCCCCAUAAAACCGCCGCCGCCCCGAGCACCACCGCACCAUGGCUGCGCUGCGCCCCGCCGGGACCCCAAGACCUCCUGCCCAACUCUUCCUACCCCUGCUCUGCUGGGCUGUGGUCUCCCACGGCACGGAUGCCAUGGCCCUGCAGCCCCCCAGCAUCACUGUCCUGCAGAUGCCGUCAGAGCCCCCUCGCGUGGGUGAAAGCGUGACGAUCUCAUGUGAGGCGGUGAGCAGCCUCCCCGAGUUCACGCUGCUCUACUGGCUGGGGAACGGCUCCUUCGUGGAGAAGCUGCACCCAGAGGGGGCUGUGCACGAGGGGACAGUGCUAGAGGAGGCGAAUGGCUCGGGGGUGGCUCUGCGCCGUGACCUGCACUUCAGCUCCUUCGGUACUCAGCACCUGCACACCAACUUCACCUGCGUGGUGCUCAGCCCCCUCGGCGUUGACACCAGGGAGGUGCGGUGGCUGCCCCCGGCACCAGCCCCAGCCCCUGCCAAGAGUGGGGGACUGGGCUGAGACCAGGGAGCAACUCAUGACGGGUGAACGCCCCGCAGUGCGGGUCCCCACUCCCAUGGGCGUGGGGAUGUGAUGCCUCCGUGGAGGCCUGCCUCUGUGCCCCGCCAUGGGGUUCCCCUGGCCCCACAUCUGCCGGCCCCGCUGUGCGUGAGGCUCUGGGUGCCCCUUGCUGAGCCGGGAGCGCUGCCCAGGACAGCCCCAGGACCUGCCUACAGCUGGCUGUGGGACCCCAGGAUUUAUUAAAACACAUCAAGGCUG
Messenger RNA from Phalacrocorax carbo (great cormorant), 851 nucleotides. The record is from RefSeq and is a predicted model, not a curated record. NCBI's taxonomy places the organism in Eukaryota, Metazoa, Chordata, Aves, Suliformes, Phalacrocoracidae.